AUGUUUGAUGAUUCACAAGAAAAUGAUACAAAUGACAAAAUCGAAUUAUUGUUCAAUGGAAUGAAAGAACAAAUAAAAGCAUUAUGCGCCGAAAAUUAUGAACUGCACAAUAAAAUUUCCGUAAAAGAUAAACAACUUGAAGAAAUGUCCGAGAAACUUAAACUAAUUGAAGAAAUUUUGAAACCAACUCAUAAAAAAGAUUCUACAAUACAUACAUUACCAAAAGUUUUAAGUGACUUCAAACCAUCCCGUACACAAAACAUAAAUUUUGAACUAGAAGAAAAGCUAAGAGAAAUCUUCGAAAAAUAUAAACAAUCCGAAGAAAAUUUGUCAAGACUUCGUGAUGAACAUGAAAAACAAUGUUCCAAUAAGAGUUCAAUAAUGCAAAUGAAAAAUUCUAAACUCGAAGAAAAGCUCAGUGAAAUUUCCGAAAAAUAUACAAAAUCCGAAGAGCUUGAAGAGUUGUGUAAAAAAAAAUCUUUGCUCGAUGGAGAAAUUUCCGAAAGAUAUAAACAAUCCGAAGAUAAUUUGACAAGACAUCGUAACGAAAAGUUGCGUAAAAAAAAAUCUUUAUUCCAGGAAACGCUCGAACGGUAUCAAAACGAAUUGGAUAAUAAUAAAGACGUAUUGAAUAAUUUUUCUCAAAAAGAAUCCGAAAAUUAUGAAAAUCAGCAAAAGUAUGAUGAAAAUAACAAGGAGAGAAGAGCACUUAUUAGAAGUGCAGCGAAUAACAAGGAAAAAGAACAAUUAGAACUUUUAAAAAAGAAUACUAAACUUAAAACGGAAGAAUCUAAAUAUCAAACUACACUUGGUAAUGCAACAUAUAUUCGGAUGAAUGAUGAUGAUAAAGACCACGGCGUUCAACUUGUAAAUAAUAUUUUAUCGUUACGGGACACAUUGAGGAGUUACAUCUCAUCAUUAAAAUGGGGAAUUGAAAUCGAUAUUGACCAAAUUAACAACCUUAUGAAAGAAUACAAUGUUACAAUAACCAGCAAACCCAAUUAUCCAUUAAUUAAAGCAUUAUUAUCGUUCCAUAUUUUAAUGAAAAUAAUGAAGGAAGUGGAAUCAUUUUUUGAGAAAAAUAACGAUUCUUCAUCUGUAUUACAUCUGGAAGCAGAUAUUAUGUCCAAAUCAAAAAAUUUAGAAGAAAGAUUAGUUGAAUUCUCUAAAACUCGAAAUGAAAAAGACUUAAUGACCCAAAUGACCUCAAUAAAAAUUCGGCAAGAAGUUAAUAUCGCUCUUAGUAAUCGAGGAUUUUCGGAUAAUAUGGCACCGAAACUUAUUCGAGAAUUAAUUAGAAUAUUUUGGUUUCGGUUGCGAAUUCAAGAACCUGUUGCUCAAAUUAAAUGGGUGGAAGUGGGUUCUGACAUAGAUCCAAACGUUAUGGAUGGAAUCUGGGAUAACGAAGAUAUUGAUGAUCUGGAAGUGGAAGUUUGUGCUUUUCCGAUGAUUGGUCGAGAUUUAGAAAAUUUGGAGAAACGUAAAAUAUAUACUCAUGCUCAUGUAUUUACAAAAAGAAAAACUAGUAUUACGAAAACUAAAACUAUUAAAAGGGGUGAAGUGCCAUAA
This is a messenger RNA of Funneliformis geosporum, 1569 nucleotides long. The record is from the annotation of a GenBank genome assembly. NCBI's taxonomy places the organism in Eukaryota, Fungi, Glomeromycota, Glomeromycetes, Glomerales, Glomeraceae.